Cinclus cinclus is the source of this 1443-nucleotide messenger RNA. RefSeq names its product coiled-coil domain containing 181 (gene CCDC181). The record is from RefSeq and is a predicted model, not a curated record. Gene Ontology annotation, molecular function: microtubule binding. The transcript has 5 exons. Bases 1 to 1443 code for a protein of 480 amino acids. NCBI's taxonomy places the organism in Eukaryota, Metazoa, Chordata, Aves, Passeriformes, Cinclidae.
AUGAGUGAAAAGGAAGAUCAAGCAGAUGUGAGUGAUUCAACAGAAAAUGCAGAAUAUGAUGAUGAUUUUGAAAAAGACCCAGAAUGCCUAACUGAUGAAGAAGAAAAACAAAACCUUUGUGAAAAAGAGAAACCUGAAGUGAAGGAAGAGGAUGUUGAAGCACAACUUCCUAAUGCUGCAGACAGCUUUCAGGAAGGCAAUGAGGAAAUGGAAGAAAAACUAGAUCAGCUUUCAGAAGCAGAUGUAAAUGUGAAAGUGAUAUACUCUAAUGAAAAACAUUUGGAAUCCAGGGCAGAUAGUGAACAGGAGCACCAUGAAUCUGAUACUGAGAGAGAAAGCUCUAUCCAGGAAUCCAAGCUGGAAAAUGAGCAGGAACUGGAUGAUGGAGAGGAUGAAGAAAUGAAGCGUUAUGUCUUGGAAAAGAUUGAAGAAGCCAAGAAAGAGCUGGAAAAUCAGGCUCUGUGGAUCAGAGAACGGAAAUUAAAAUUUAAGGGUGAGGUGGCUCUUCAAGCUCCUCCUGCAGAAGACGCUGAAGUUGGUAAAACUGACCUUGCAAGAGAAGAUGAUAGUUCAGUUCAGCUGUCUCAGCUGCGUAUUUCUGGUGGCACAGGACAGAAAGGCACAUCACUUUCAGAAUAUGCUGGCUCAGAUGUGGAAGUGACAGAUGGUAAAGUCCUAGUGGAAAAAGGUGGAAAGUUUGAACUCUUAAGUUUAUGUGAUAUUGAAAGCCAGGGCAUAUUGCCCCCAGUAAGUGUUUCUUUUACAGAUACUGGAACUCAACAUAUAUCUCCAAAAUCUCCACUCUCCAGUUCUUUGCCCACUGCGUCUCAAAUGAAAGAAAUACCUCCAUCUGAUGCUAAGCCACAGCCAGAUUCUGCUUCGAAUGGUAGAAGAGAUCUGGGAAAACAGAAGACUGAGUCUGCAAACACAUCCAUGAAAAGCUCCACUUACACUCUUACUCCCAGACAAAAAGAAUUAAGGAAACAGAUAGAACUAAGGAAUGAAAGACUGAGGAGAGAGGAAGAAGAAAGGAAAAGGGAACUAGAAGAAUUGAAGAGAAGAGAGAAUGAAUUCGUUUUUAGAGCUUGGUUACAGAAGAAGAAAGAACAGAUACAAGAAGAAAAGCGAAUUCGUCGUGCAAAGCAGCUGGAAGAGACGAGAUUGAAAGAGGUGAUCAGAGAUCCAGAAGAAGCCUACAGGUUAUGGCUUAAAAAAAAGCACCAACAAUAUGUGAAAGAAAGACGGAUAGAAUUUUUGAGACGCCAAGCUGAGGAAGUGCCCCUUUUUCCAAGGAGAGAGGAAUGUGACAGAGCUUUUAGAGAAUGGCUGAGAAGGAAGAGAGAAGAGAAACAAGCAGCAGAGUUAGCUGCUAAAGAGAGAGACAGACAGCUUAGAUUAGAAGCCAGAAGAGGAAGACAGAGGUGGAACAUUCACUAUACUUAA